AUGAAUAUCGAUAAUUCCAUAAGAAGUACACAUAUAGAUGUUAUAGAUGUCGACCAAAGUGAUGAAGAUGUGUCAAUUGCUUCAUCAGCUUUGAAUUUAAUAAAUAAUAUUGUGGAAAAUGAUGACGACCAAUGCACCAUCGAUCCUGAAUUUACAAACGCAUGUGAUGAUAAAAAAGAUCAUGAAUCAAAGACUACGAAAAAUGAAAACCCGGUUGUUCAAUACGAUCCAAAUGCAAACACAACAAGAUUAGGGAGACCUAGAAGUCAUAUCACAAAUCCAUCCAGCGAACCAUUAUCAGACUCAUCAUCUCAAAAUGAACAACUUUCAAUCAUGUCCAAAUUUAGAUUCGAUAAUCAACCCCUCGAAGGAGCAGGCUCAAGAGGUGGUAGAAUGUUAAGAAAACCUACUCGUGGUAAAAUCACACCGGAAACUAUUAAAAAGAAAAAGAAAAUACAAUCUACCUUGAAUCUUACAUCGUCAUCAACUGUGAAUGAUCCUAAUAUUAAAGAACUCACAAAUUCCAAAAUUUCCAAACCUGUGGAACUCAAAUCUAGAACAAUUCUAACAAAAGGGCUCCCAAAAUCUUCCAAAAUAAAUCUUAGUAAUUUUUAUAAAUUUAAACCAAAAGAAAAUAAAAAUUUCAAACCUUUACCAUCACCAAUAAUCAAAUUGAGCUUUUUCAUAGAUUAUUUUACAAUCACUGAUCAAUCUAGAAUUGAAGACAAACAUCAAUUAGCUUUAGGUUUCCCCAUACAAAAAGCUCCAUACGCUAGUGAUAUUGUUUUUUUAAUAGAAUAUUUAACAAAAUUUAAAGAUUUAGUUCCAUUUGAUAAAUUAGGUCCUCAAGAUUUUGAAAAAGGUUUAAGUUUACCGAAAGUUAUAGAUUUAGAUGAAAAUGAAAAUUUUACUCAAAAAGAUUUUGAUAAUGAUUCGAAAGAAGAUGAAAGCUAUGACGCUAAUUACGUAUCACCCAAAAUGGAUAAACUAUUUAAAUUGUUGUUAGGUUUGGUUUUGAAUCGAAAAAAAGAUGUUAAUUCUGCUUCUUCAGCUAUUCAAGAAUUAAAACCAAGAACAGAAGCAUUGGGAUUGCCAAGGGAAUGGAAAAUUUAUGAUGCAGAUAGUGGUUCUGAUUAUGAAAUUGGAGAACCUGUUGAUCCAAAUAAUCCCGAUAUUUUAAUUGAUGAAUGGCCAAAAGAAAAUGAUUAUAAAGUCCAAAACAACCUCUUUUAUGAUCACGAAUUUGAAAGUAAUGGUUUGAAAGGUUUGACUCCAAGAGAUAGAUUGAUAGUUUUGAGAACAUUGGCUCAAUGGUCACUUACAGAAUGUUUUGUUAUUAAAGAUUACAUUACUGAUAAUCUUGAAGCUCAAAAUAUGCUAGGUGAUAGAGAUACUUUUUAUGUCUCAAGAGCUAUAUUACUUGGUUUUGACAAUUGUUCGCAAAAUAAAAGAAACGCUGAACAAAGAAUGGCCAAGAUGAAAUCAGGAGGAGAAGAUUUGAAAUACGUCGAUCCUACCAGUGAUCCUACUCAACAUUCAAUGAAUCUCAGAUUAUUAGAACAUUUAGUUGGUGAUUUGGGUUUUCAUAUUGGUAGAUUUUAUUUAUGCAGAAUGAGUGAUGCUAAAACAGGAGGAUUGUCAUCAAUUGAAAAUAUGAAGAAUACAUGGAAAGAUUUGAAUUCAGUUUCUAGUGAGAAUUUACCAUCUAGUUUCAAGCUUUACUUACAAGAUACUUACACCGUUGCAAAAAAUUCAAUUAUAAAAGAUGGUGUUGAAUUUGAUAAAGAUGGUAACGAAAUUGAAAAUAAUGAUAGAAUCAAUGAUGAUACAAAUGAUUGGUAUGAAGUUGCUUCAAAUGCAGAAGAAUUGAAAUGUUUUAUUGACUUUUUGAGUGAAAAAUUAGAUGUUAAAAAAAUCAAUUCAUCAGAUUUAUUAGUUUCUGUUCAAAAAUUACAUGAGUUUUUGAAUAAGAUAUACCCUUUAUUGGAAAAACAAGAAGAAUUGAUCAAAUCAGCUAAAAUAAAAAGAGAUAAUAAGAAACAGAACAAAUCACAAAAGGAGCAACCACAAAUAGAAAGAAGAAUCACAAGAGCUCAAAAGGCUCUUGCGUAUAACGAAAAUGAUGAAGAUGACGAAUCUGAAUAUGAAUCUGACGAAGAAUCUAGCAGAGAAUCUGAUGGUGAUUCUGAUGCAAAAUUUGAUGAUAAUUUUGAAGUCGGUGAUUCAGAAAAUACUAACGAAGUAAAUGAAAUAAUUGAAAUUAAUGACCUGCAUGAUCUCGAUGAUCUUAAUGAUGAAAGUUACGAUGCUAACGAAGUUAAUGAUAGUUUAUUAAAAAAUACUAAUGAUUUUGACGAAAUUGAAGAAAUAGAAAAUGAUGAAGUUGACGACGAUAAUGAAGAUGAUGAAGAUGAAGAAGAGGAUGAAGAAGAAGAUGAAGAAGAAGAUGAAGAUGAAUACGUAGAUUAA
Messenger RNA from Lodderomyces pseudojiufengensis, 2469 nucleotides. RefSeq lists its product as uncharacterized. NCBI's taxonomy places the organism in Eukaryota, Fungi, Ascomycota, Pichiomycetes, Serinales, Debaryomycetaceae. The record is from RefSeq and is a predicted model, not a curated record. Bases 1 to 2469 code for a protein of 822 amino acids. The transcript has a single exon.